GCGUCAGUUGCGUGCAGUUUUGUUUUUCUCCAGACGUCAGGUCCAAGCCCGCCGAUAUAAGGUAUCAACAAGUAAUCGAAGGAUAUGGAACCAAUUAUGAACAUACUGUGUUCUGCGUGUAAUAUACAUAUAUAUAUACGACGAAAGACCGAUAAGGAAUUUGUAAAGAAGAUUGAUGGAAUAACUAAAGAUACUCAUCAAUAUACAUCGAUAGACAACAAGGGACCGCAUAACAAUAAUAGUUUCGUGUCGCCGUACCCGUGACAGAGAACAAUAAAAUAACUGUCUACGUGAAAAAGAAAGGGAGAUGAAGAAAAGGGAGCGGGGGAGGCAGAGAGAGAGAGAGAAAGAAAGGAAAGGAGCACAAGAGUGAUUCUCUCGAGAAACCGAAACGAAAGAAUAUAUGGUAAAGAAGAUACAGUGAGGAUGAAACUCGUCACCGGGGGGGAAUAUCUGGUGACUCCCACCUUAUAUAAAAGCCUUUUUCUGCUAUAUGAUGUAUUUAGUCUUUUAGUUUCGAACGGCACUGCGUGUGUGAUUAUCCUCGAGAAUCAUUCUCAUCUUCAGGCUGUGGUUUGAUCUCGGAUAAUGCCCUACUGAAAAAGGACUCUAUCAUCAAAAUGCUACGGGGUGCUACUGGGGUUCUUUUUAUUCUGGUGAUUGCUGAAUCGGUAUCGCAAAUCACUCAGGAAUCGAAAACCAUUAAACGGAACGAAGACGUGAUUUUGACUAUCAGCGACGAUCAGAAGAGACAGUACUUGCGUCAAAACAUCACGUCAGAUGUAUAUAAAUACGGUUAUGACGUUGAUUCGAAUGGACAAUUUCAUCAUGAAAUACGUGGUCCGGAUGGUAUCACGUACGGCUGUUACGGCUACGUCGAUUCUUUUCACCGAUUGCGAACAACAUUUUAUCUUAGCGACGGCUGGGGUUACAGGGUGGUUAAUGCGGGGAAAGACGUGGAACUGUUUCUUAACGAGCACAAACAUCACGUAGAGGGUGACAAGCACGAUCAUCAUGGUGUUGUUACACCGUGGGAGAAAUUACAUUUCCCCGCGAUGUGCGCAGAAUACACACACGAUACCGUUUCGGCUUCCAAAAUAUCAAGUGCAGGAACGCCUAUUGAAAAAGGAUCAUUUAUCGAUGCAUCGUCAAAUCGACCGCCCAACAAACCUGCUUUAGAUGCUGCAAAAACAGGGAAACCAGGUCUGCAUGAUAUACUAGAAACAUCACGUACGCCAACGGGUUAUCCUCGUAAUCUUCCCGGCAUAUCAAGAUUGUUAUCACGUCCAGAACAACCAAGAACGUUUUCUGUAUCAGAAACGCCUAAUUCUCCAGGAACAUCAGUUUAUGCUAAACAGUUUGACAGUCUAGGAACACUUGACACUUCAAGAUUAUUACAAGGAAAACUCGGCCCAUCCGAUAUAUCAGAAACAUUCGGCGCUCCAGAAACAUCAGGAAGUCUGGCGUAUCAUGGAGAAUCGAGCAGUUCAAAAAUAUCUGAUACUCCAGAUGUAUCUGAAUUAUCGCCAUAUCCAGGACAGCAUGGCAUAUCAGGAACACUAGGCUUUCUAGGAACAUCAAGAAGACCAGUUAUGCCUGCUCAAUCUGGACAACCUGGCAUUCCAGAAACAUUUAGUAUUCCUGUUACAUCAGCUAAGUCCAAAUUAUUGUCACAUUUACAAUAUUCUGGCACGACAGGAAUAUCCGAUACUCCAGAAAUAGUAGGAAUAUCAAGAAGUCAAGCAUAUCACAAACAGUCAGGCAGUUUAGAAAAGUCGAAAAAACUCGGCACUCCAGAAACAUUUGAUAUUCCUGGUAUUUUAGUUACAUCUGGAUUAUCUGAUACAUCGAAAAUAUCCGAUAUCUCAGGAACCGCAAGAAUAUCAGGAAGUCUGGUAUAUCCUAAACGACCAAAUAGUUUAAAUAUAACAGAUACAUCUGGAUUAUCGUCACAUUCAGGACAGUCCGGCGCAUCUCGUACACUGGCUGGUCAAGUACCAUCAAGGAGACUACCUACUUAUUCUAGACAGCCCGGUACUGCAAAAGCAUUGAAUAUCUCAAUUAAUUCAGCUACAUCUAGAUUACCGUCAUAUCUAGAAUACUUUAACACGUCUGGUACACCGAAAUCAUCUGAUAUUCCGGAAGCAAGUUUAACUCCUUUUAGACAACCAGACAUUUCGAGAAUAUCUAGUGAUUCAAGCACAUCCGGAUUAUUGCCCCGUCAAAGGCAGCCUGGUAAAACAAGUCAUUCAAAAACAUCCAGUAUUCCUAAAACGUCAGACGUUUUGAAUUACUCAGCACAAACAUUCAUUACAAGAGCACCAGAUAUUCCUGGUAUUCCAAGUACAUCUGACGAGUUGUUAUUACAUUCAGGUCAGUUUGGAACACUUAAUACGGUAGGAAGUUCAGUGUAUUUUAAACAGCCAGGUGAUCCAGGAAUUCUUGAUAUCUUAAGUACACCUGGACUAUCAUCUCAUCAAAAUCAGUCAGGUACACUAGGCACUUCAAGAAGACCAGAAAGUCCAGUUGAACAAUCAGGCGUUUCAGAAAUUUCUGAUACUUUUGGUCGAACUGGACUAUCAUUUCUUCAAGAACAGUCCGGUACACUAAGCGCUUCAAAAAAACCAGGAGGUCUAGUGUAUUUUAAACAGUCAAGUGUUUCAGAAAUUUCUGAUACUUCAAAUAGAUCUGGACUAUCAUCUUAUCAAGAACAGUCCAGAACAUCAGGAACUCCAAAACUAUCAGGAAGUUCGGUGUAUUUUAAACAACCAAGUGUUUCAGGAAUUCCUGAUACUUCAGGCACACUUGGAUCAUUUCAUUUAGAACAAUCCAGCCUAUCUGAUACAUCGGGAAUACCAGAUUCUCGAAAAAUAUCAGGACAAUCGGUUUUACCUGCUUAUUCUGAACAGCAGGGCACCUUAAAAUCAUCUUUUAAUAAUAAUGGAAACAUAUCUGGAUCGAUAUCUUAUCGAGAACACUCUGAUGCUCCUGGUACACCAAGAAAACUCGAAACUCUUGCAUAUUCUAAAACUUUGUUGGAUAAAUCAGUCAUUUCUUCAAAACAUGGCAGGAUAGGAAAUUCAAAAAGACCAGUGGAAUUUAAAGGUUCAAGUGAAAUCAUUGAAGGUGUAGGAGAAAUCGAUGGCGUGAAUCGUGAUGGAGAUGUCGGACUCGAUGGUCCUAAUGGACCAUGGCCAACUGGUUCACCAGGUCCUAAUGGGCCGUGGCCUGGUGAUCCAGAUUACUUGUCUGGAAUAGAACCAACAAGAAAACAUCCGCAAAUAGAAUCGAUAAAGCAACAUUCCAAGACCUUUCCACUUGACACUGAUAAUUACAAGUCUGUCACACAAUAUUAUUUCAAGAAUAAGACUGAGCCGUUAUACAAAAACUACGAAAACAUCAAAUUGAAUUUUUCACACUCAACAAACGCAAGCGUACCGCUAUAUACAAAACAAACUAAACCUCAAUACAAAAUCGAAUCUACAUCGUCAAUUUAUGAAAAAGAGGAUACAUAUGAUGCAGAUGAAAUUAACUCGCUGUUGCAAAGAGGCUCGACAUCACCGUUAUUGAAAAAUAAUGUUAAAAGUCAUAAAAAUCCGAACUUCGUUAAACAACUUCCACAGACUUAUAAUCACGUAUCUCGCAUCGAGUCGCACCGAACAGAAACGCCUCCCGAACAAGACUCGGAACAAUUGUCUGUUUAUGAUCGGAGCCAAUAUCAGAAGUCAGUUUUUUAUCCUACUCAUAAGUCACAAUUUUCCAAAGACCGAUACAAUAAAUUAGGUCGACAAGAGAGCUCGUUUAAUACACGUGGGCAAUACAAUAAUUCCGGUACGGAUAGCAAAUCAGUUUCAUCAUUUCAGUCGGACGGAUCUUCUACUGGUAUGGAAAAACAGGUAAAUUCAGGCCUUGAACAGUCAUUUCAGGCGAAUCCCGGCCUCGACGCUAUUGGGAUUCAUCCGCCUGAUUUCAUUAACGUCAAGCCCUUCCCGUUACCUAUAGGGCCAGACCCUCAAGCAUGCCCCUGUUACUUAGUUGGACCGAAUAACAAUACAAAUGUAGCAACCAGACCCACUUCCACUUCCGUCAUUGGUCAGAUUGGAUUCAUUCCCGUCAUCUUUGUACCUUACUGUCCCGGAGAUGAGACGGACAGAAAGAUGAAAGCCAUAUUCCCAUCCGCCGCUCCCGUUCCAUAUGCAUGCGAUGCAUGCGGCGCGCAAGACAGCGCACUUGGAAUAAAACCGCUCGAUAUAAGCCAACUUGGCAAUAUCAAUUACUUGAAAGAGCUGUUAAAUCAGGCCAAUCUUGGCUUUUUGAAUGUUCCAGUCAAGACCAGCGCUAACAGAAGGAGGAGUGGGACUAAAGACAGUGUAAGGAAUGCUUGAGAUUUAUCGGUCUUAUAAGUUUCGAUCAUUCUGAGAAGAAAAGUAUUAUCUUCUUCCCUCCCGUGAGGAUAGUUAUCGAUAAAUAUAGAAUUGCCUUGGUGUUGUCUGUCUAUCAGCUACGGAAUUAACUGAUAGAUAGCCAAUUAAAGACAUUUGUGAGAAUAAUCAGAGUCAGCGCGGAAUAAUUGAGAGAUUAUACGUAUUAAAAUUUUCUCAUUUAUUUUUUGAUCAUGUAAGCGAUGAAAAACAUUAAUAUUUAACUUCGCUUUAAAUUACAUGUGUAUUCUCUUUAAAAAAUAAUGAGUUUUUUCCUCAUUUUUAUACAAUAUUAAUAAAGGCUGUAAAAUUUUUAUAUCAGCUCGCUGAUUAUGAUUAUUCAUGCUUUAAUUUAAAAAAAAAAAAAAAAAAGAAAAUUACAAGCGAAUCAGAAUUGUUUGUUUCUCCAGUCAACUAUUUGUGCAUAAUUGCACGUAUUUCUUAAGAUUGGCCUUUCAAUCUGAUGUUCUUUUAAAAAGAAGAGAGAUCGAGAUUUUUUCCCCUCUUCUCUGAUGAAUAACUGCGACAUCUAAAGAAGUAGACGUUUAAUAAUUCUGAUUCGCGAGCUUUUCCUAUAAGCAAUUAACGUCAGUAUUUGUAUCACAGUAUAAUGAUAACAGCGUUGAAUCAAAUUUUUCACAUCCUUAUAUUAAACAUCAACGUAUAUAACUAUUUUUGCUUAUCUCAAAUCACAAGUUACGUGUAACAUAUAGAACUUUAGGUUUUAUCCAAUUAUCUGUGUGGUGAGAGAGAGAGAGAGAGAAAGAGAGAGAGAGAGAGAGAGUGAGAAUGUUGAGGUCUCGUUAUACAUAUGUAUAAGUAAGACAUUACGAUUGUAUGUGUAACUACAGCCACAAACAACUAAACCUUAUAAUUUUCUUGGAGAUCGAGAAUGUUGGGGAAAAAAAAAAACGAUAUUACGCAAUAGUCAAAAGGGUCAUGAAACUGCUGUUAAAGUUUCGAGAUGUGUUACGUAUACGAUUCCGUAAGAAACCCGAAGUACUUUUUAUUUAGACGAAAACGAGCAAUCGUAAAAGUUAUUCUGCGCAAGAGCGAACUAAGUGUAAUUGUGUAAAAAUAAAGAAA
This is a messenger RNA of Pseudomyrmex gracilis, 5507 nucleotides long. RefSeq names its product collagen alpha-2(IV) chain-like. Lineage: Eukaryota; Metazoa; Arthropoda; Insecta; Hymenoptera; Formicidae. The transcript has 8 exons. Bases 621 to 4385 code for a protein of 1254 amino acids. The record is from RefSeq and is a predicted model, not a curated record.